CGGCCGCUAGAGGGCGACACGGAGCUAAUUAUGUAGGUGAAUCAGGGUUGAAGCUUCAAUCUUUUGUCAUAAUGGCGGGCUACUAAGGCGCACAUGUCUUGCUGAAAUUAUUAUCAAGUUCCACAUCCAAAAGUGCAAUUUAUAGAAGUGGUAUCUAAUAAGAAUUCAAUAUGGCAUCUCCCACUCCUUCGCAGAGUGACACUUUGACGACAGCAUCCAACUCGUCAGAUAGUGAGAUGGAGUCAACCAGUAUGAAUACACGAUGUAACCUAUGUACCGAAACGUUUACGAUACCAAAAGUCUUAAGCUGUUUUCACACGUUCUGCCAGCCAUGUUUAGAGAAAUCUCAAGAAUGCACAGAUAAAAUAACGUGUCCAGAUUGUCAACAUGACACCAUAUUAGGUGCCGAUGGAUUAAUGGGCCUGAAGCCAGAUUACGCAGUGAGCAACAUAUUGGAGUCGAAUGCUUUAGAAAGUAGUGCCUUAAACUGUACAGGUUGUAAAAGUAAAGAAACUAACGCUGUAGCUCGGUGUUUUGAUUGCGCCAAUUUUCUCUGUGCUAAUUGUGUUAUGGCUCAUCAGUUUAUGCACUGUUUUGAAGGACAUCGAGUCCUGAGUUUGGGCGACCUUCAAAUGAACAAAGAUGAACCUAAGGCUGACAAACAGGUCAACUGUCCCCGUCAUCGUAACGAUGUUCUGAAAUUUUUCUGUAAAACCUGUUCACAGCCCAUCUGCAAGGAAUGCACCGUCUUCGAACAUGGACGAGGCCACGAAUGUCAAUUUUUAAUGGAUGUCGCCCAUCGACAAGUUGACACAAUGCGCCACCUGGAGUCAGACGCCAGAUCAAAGAUCAACGAGUUACGAUUAUCUGCUAAAGGUAUCGAGCACAUCUCUUCCACGUUACAAUCACAGUAUACUAAAGCGCAAGAUGACAUCAACGACACAUAUAACUUCUACCGAGCCAUGCUCGAGGAGAGAAAACAAGAAGCCUUGAAAGAACUGGACCAAGCCUUCAACACCAAACAAGUUGCCAUUAGCACUCUUGCUCAGAAAAUCACGGAAUCCGUUGAAAAGCUCUACUUAGGCAGCGAAUUUGUGGAUAGGUUGAUCAAACAUGCUUCAAUGACUGAAGCUCUUUUAUUGAAGAACUUUAUUGAACAACGUUUUCAGAACAUGUUCAAUUAUUUACCAGAUCUGAAUAAAGAGAAUUAUUUCGAACUCGAAUUCGUCUCCAACUUCCAAGCCAUCCAGACAGGCGUCAGGAACACGUUUGGUUACAUUCGUCAAGGUAACGAAAUCACCAACGGACCAAAGCCCCAACCUAUCGCCCGCCCCAACGGCUAUGUUUCUACUUCCAAUUUAACCAACGGUCAUAUUUUUGACCCAUCUUGCCUGGCCAAAGAUUUUGGAACCUCCAGUCUGAUAUUUCCCCCAAACGACACAAACCAAUACGAGAAGUGGUCAAGCGGACUGGAUAUUUUACAGAACGGAAUUGAUGUGUUUUCACCACCACCAGAUCCAAUGGGUGACCUGACAUCCAAGUUAAUAAGCUCUAGUCUCUACCCACCAAAAUCACAAAUCAGACGUCAAAAGAUGAUCUAUCAUUGCCGAUUUGGAGAAUUUGGAGUCCUUGAAGGUCAGUUUACAGAGCCUAGUGGCGUUGCAGUAAAUGCUCAAAAUGACAUAAUCGUUGCAGAUACAAAUAACCACCGAAUUCAGAUCUUCGACAAAGAAGGAAGAUUUAAGUUCCAGUUCGGUGAAUGCGGCAAGAGGGAUGGACAAUUACUCUAUCCAAACCGAGUAUCUGUAGUAAAGGCAUCCGGCGAUAUAAUCGUCACAGAGAGAAGUCCGACACACCAAAUACAGAUUUACAACCAAUAUGGUCAGUUCGUCCGUAAAUUUGGCGCCAAUGUUCUACAACAUCCACGUGGGGUAACCGUUGACAACAAGGGUAGAAUCAUCAUUGUGGAAUGUAAGGUAAUGAGGGUAAUUAUCUUCGACCAGUACGGUAACGUCCUCAAUAAGUUUGGCUGCUCAAAACAUCUCCAGUUUCCCAACAGUGUUGUGGUCAACGACAAGGAGGAAAUAUUCAUCAGCGACAACCGAGCCCAUUGUGUGAAAGUCUUCAAUUAUCAAGGCCUAUAUCUACGACAGAUCGGAGGAGAGGGUAUUACUAAUUAUCCAAUUGGAGUUGGCAUCAACAGCGCCGGAGAAGUUUUAGUCGCAGAUAAUCACAACAACUUCAAUCUGACCAACUUUACACAGGAUGGCCAGUUGAUUAAUGCCCUUGAGAGUAAAGUCAAGCAUGCUCAGUGCUUUGAUGUGGCGUUGAUGGACGACGGAUCAGUGGUACUGGCAAGUAAAGAUUACAAACUCUACAUCUACAAGUAUAUGUAAAAUACUGAAAUAAUUCCGCCAGUCGAAGAUAAAUGGCUAAGCUCCAAAAUGCAAUUAUAAUAUUUCAGAUUUCUAUUAAGUUAAGGUUAUCAAGUGUUGAGCUUCUAUCAUAAUAAACUAGUUGCUUAGAUUAUCCAGUUUUUUUUUUUACAAUAACCAUGUUAUAUUAUUUAAUUAUAUUGUUAACCAAUGGAAAGCCUCCUAUUUACUAGUCAUUCUGUAGACAAGAGUUGUCUCCCCCAUGAUUGGAGUUAACUCCCUUUUUACUUAAUGGUCACAAUGGUUACUGAGAACGUUAACGUAGCUAGUUACCAUUACUACACUGAUUGGUCAGUAUUAGGUGAUCAGCACUUGUUAUGGUAACCGUAGAUACCAAAAUCGAAAUACACAUUUCAGUUUAAAUCACAAAACCCCCAUCAAAAUCAUCAAUUUCUGUAACUAUUUAUGUCACUUAUGGUUGAGUUUUCUUAUAUAUAUAUAUAUAUAUAAAUGUAUGUGGUCUCUUUUUUCCUCCUGUUUAAUUUUUGUGAUAUGGCCGUAUUAAUGUGGCUUCAAGCAUAACGUCUUUCUGUUGAAUUAUCCCCCCUACCCCUUUUAGUUAACAUAGUAAUCUCUUUAUUUAUCUUUUAGUUUUGUUAAUCACGUCUACUUGUCAUUCAUUCCCUAAUGACUAUUCAGACUGGUGAAGCACGACUAAAUUAUCAUUUUGCAUGAAUUAUAAUUAUUAUUAAAACAUUGUUAUGAUUUUUAAUUAAUUAUUUAUUAAUUAAUGAUUAAUCCUUUCCGGUCAGGUGUAUUGUUGUCAAAUUAUUUUAUUAAUUCUUGUCAACAUUGUAAAUUUAUUUUGCUUCAAAUGUUUUUUCUGGACUUGAUUCAUCCAUAGAUACAUGUACAUGUACUUUGUACUUAAAAAAUUAUUUUCAUUUUGUAAAACAAAAAAAGGAACUACACGUAUUCAAUUAAUAACUUCAUCAAUAUUAAAUCAUUAAAAAAUAAAUUUCAUUUUCAAAAUUCGAGGUGAAUAAAAUGUUUGAUCAAAAUAAAAAUAUGAAACAGAUUGCCUAUGGAUCAAUCAACCCACCGUAACUUAUGCUCUUUUGUUAAAUAUCAUAUUAUUAUUAUUAUUUUUAUAUUCUGGGAUGGAUAAGUUGGAGAGGAGUACCUACCUCAGUGAGUUGCAAUAUAGUCGAAUGAUUUUCAUUUUAUUCUCUACGCUUGCUGUCUCCGUCAAUCGGCUCCAAUAAUAGAUAUCUAGUAAUAGAUAUCAAUUAAACGAAAUUUAUUUAUGAUCUAGCUCAUAGUAAUUUACAAUCUAGCUCGAAAGUAAUUUACGAUCUAGCUCGAAGUAAUUUAGGAUUAUAGCUCGGAAGUAAAUAAGGAGAUCGUAGCUUGAAGUAAUUUGCUGAUUUAUAAACAAUAUGGUCGCAAGCGUGGACAAUAAAUGAUGGAUCCCUUAAUUGUAUUUAAGAUAAUUAUGUGUUUUUUUUGUUGAAUUUUGGUUAAAUCCUAACUAUUUUCCAGUCCUAUUAAAUUUGGUUGAUACAUGAAUUUCAACUACAUUUUCAAAGGAUUUUUUUUUUUGAUAUUAUAAUAGUCUAUUAGGUUUGAUGUAAAUAGCCGUGUUUUUUUUUUUCUCUUUUUAUUUGUAAAUGAUUUGGAUACUAACAGUUUGUCAACAAAGUGAUUUUGAUUGCGUAAAUAUACAUCUACGUUAAAAUAAGUUUAAUUUAGUGCUAAAAGGGAGAUAUGGUAGUAAUAGCGUGGACCCAGUCUGUAUCUCGUUACUUCAGAACCACAGAGACGUGUUUUUUUUUUAUACAUGUAUAAUAUAUAUUUCAUAUCCAAAUAGUUGAAUUUGAAAAUUUUGAUAAAAACUUGAAUUCACGUUUUUUUUUUAUAUCAUGAGAUGUUGAUAUUGUGGAGGAAAAGCUCCACCUGUUGUGUGUUUGUCAGCCAUGUUUAAAAGGUCGUCCUGACGAGCGUACGAACGAAACGUUAUUGUUUUCUAAAGGGGAACAACUGUAUCAGUAUUUACUCAUUUCAUAAAUAGUCUAGAUUAUUGAGUCACUAGUAGUCAUUUCCAUCCGAGAUACUGCUGGUAUUUUUUUUUCUUGUUUUAUAAACAAAUUUGUUAUUGGACGUUUUCUCAGCCAUUGAGUGCAAUUAUCCAAUCAGAAUGCUUCUAUUUAAAUGUUAAAUGUCUCGUUGAUUAUUUAGUCGUAGAAAAAGGUUGUCAAAAUAUAGAGAAGCAUUUAUUAUUGUUGAAAACAUACAGAUAUAAAAAAAAAAAAAAAAAAAAAUCUGUGUCGCGUGAAAAAUAUAUGCAUGUAGUACUAGUUAAAUGUUGGUAGCUUUGAUCAAAUUACAAGAUGUUAUUAGAGCUGCGUUUGUAAGCGUUAUUGUUAUUCAAUAAUUACUUUAAUACUAAAUAGAUAAUACAUAUCAGUUUGUUUUUAAAUAUAAAAUCUUUAUAAAUAUUUAUAUAUCACUCUUUGCCUUCAAUGUCUUGUUCUAAUCUAAAUGUAAAUAGAUUAUUAAAACAUGGGUAGGAAACCGAGCAAUAGACAUGUUGAUAUAAACCUUUGUUACUUUAAAAAAAACACAAUAUACUCAUUUAAAUACGUAAACCAAGAUUUAAAAUAAUACUUUAGAUAUCAUAAGGAUUAAAUGCCAUUCUUCAGUUUGUACUUUUAUACCCCGAGUUCGUGGAACACCAGCUUUUCAAUUAUCUGAAGAUUUCAAAUAAUUUGAUACUACUACAGAUAACCCUUUAAUUAGAAUUCGGAUAUUUUAUGGUUUUAGUUACUUUGAAUAAAAUUUGAUAACAACAUGAUAAAUAUUAAAAUCAUUUUAGUCUAAUAAACUGCAUUUAAAUUAAGAAAUAUUUUGAGGUCCUUUUCUGAUACCAGAUACCUUUCAUGAAAAUAAAAGACUUGCUCAUUUAUUUGUUACAAGAGAAUUUAUCGGAGCUUAUUAAAUCUACUAUAAUAUUCUGAAAUUUAGUUGAUAUUGAAUAGAAUUUUUAUCUUGUUAUUUAUGAAGAACUGAAGGUUGUGCUCUAUAGUUAAAUGUUAAAAAAAUAAAUCAAGUGGCAGUUCAGUCUUCCGUAGUUACGCUUUUCUCCCACACAUAGCGAUGUUGUCGUUGUCUGUACCUGUGUAAGUUCGUUCGUUGUAAACGUGCGGUAAAUAUAUUUGCACUUUGUUAAAAAGAAAAAAUUGUAGAUAUAAUAUACUUGUUGGAUGUUUUCUUUCUGCAAAAAUUUCCAGAAUUUGUAUUUUUGAAAUGUAUCCCAUUGACAUGCUAACCCUUAACUGACAAAAAAAUAAUCUAUUAAAAAAAAAAAAAGAAGAUUAAACGGCAUCGGUGCUUUUUUAUAUGUGUUGUCAUAGUAAACGGAAAUAUAUUUUUGUCUCCCUAUGAGCAAGUUAUGCAAAUCAUAAUAUUAAGAUAAAAAUAUGCAUUAUCUUCACGUUUUCUCAAUGAUAUAGUUUGUACGUGCAGUUACGAUUGUUAAAUUUGUUCUUUUUUUUCUUUUUUUGUUUUUCAUAUUUUUUCAUACCAAGAAUCUUUAUAUGAACAGCCUUGCUUUAAAUCUUGUUGUGACCAAAUCUUCAUGAAAAUUAGUAAUCUGAGUAUUUUUUCGUUUGAAUGGUACGAAUUUGGAUGGAGAUGUGAUUUUUUUACGAGAAAUCAGUUUAAAGAUGGUUUACAUGAGGUUUAACCGAGAACUAAUUUUCAUGAAGAUUUAUAGUAUUGUUAUAAACCAUUUUAUAGACUAUUUUUGCAUGUUUGCUAUUAAUCACAACAUUUCAUAUAAAAAAAAUUAACAAAAAUAAGAUUUUCAUCAAAAAAAUAUUUUUUUUUAGAAUUAUCAUUGACAAAAUGGUGCUUUAUCUCUUAAACUAAAGAAAUGGAACUGAUGUGUUUCUCUGUGAGUGUUAUCUGCAUGCAUGUGUCGUGUUUGAAGAAAUAUAACCCACAUCUUCGCAAAUGCUUCCCUUUUUCUAUGACGAGGAUUCAGAAUAACGUUGGGAUUUCGUGACAUCUUGACGGCAUAAAAGUGUGACGCUACAACGAAAAAUAUUUUUCAUAAUGCAAACUAACUUAAUAUUCAUAAAAAAAAAAUCUUCACAAAUUUUGUAUCUUUUUUUUUUUUGUUAUUUUUUUUUUAACAAUGUGUUGAAGUUACCUGAACAGUUCUUGCCGAACGCCUGCAAUUUGUAAAAAUAUAAUUUUGCCAAAAAAGUUAAUCAUUUCAAUAUAUUAACCAAACUUCGAUGUACUAUUAUUAUUACAUAAUUAUUGCUUCCAAAUAAUUUUUCUUUUGUCUGAUAUCUUUUCAUUAAUCAGUCUUUUGUUAUUUUCAUUAAGGGUCUUUGUUAAUUACUUAAUAUAUUUAAAUCCUAAUAAUCUUGUUGACAUUGUAUUUUGCUUACAAAAUUUAAACAUAAAUUAAUAUCAUUUUAAAUGCCAUGUUGUUAAUAAACAUUAUAUCACAUUCCGAAGAGCACAAAUAGAGAAUUAAACUAAUUUAUUUGUUUAGUACUUGGGACAUUUGAUUAUGACUUAAAAUACAUUUUAAUAGUAAUAUCAACAUUAUUAUCACUGCCUAUAACUCAAAAUUAUCAAAUCAACUGGUAUUUUGCAACUGGUUAUGUUUUAAAUAUGAAAGGUGCAUGGCUUCAGAGUUUUUGAGAAACUUUUUAAAAUUGAAAUUAAACGUUACAAUGUGUUAAAAAAACUUUGGAAGAAUUAUCAACAUUUAUUGUCAACUUUAGAAAUCAUUUUUAACUUACACCUUUUAAAAUUUAAACUUUGAGCUACAGAAGUUGUUUAUUACCAAAAAUAAUACCAAGAAAUAUUUAUUAAAUACUGAUUUUCAAAAUUUUCUAUAUCCAACAGCUAUUGCGUCCAUGACAAUGAAUACUUAAUAAAAUACAUAUCAUAUAUCCAUAACAAAACGCCAUCAAUCUUAAAAUCAAAUUCAGUAAAAAAUUUAGGGGAUUUUCUUUUUUUGUUAAAAGUGUAUUAUUUCUUUGUUAUUUUUUUUGUUUUAUAAAACAAUUUUUAAUAAAAAAUAAAUGUCAAAAUCUAAAGCAAUAAGACUAAUUAUUUGUUUCAAAAUUAAGCAUCUUUUGAAAAAAAAAACAAAAACAAAAAGGAUUUAUUAACCAAUUAACGGCCUUAAAGCAUUAUGAAUAUUCAUACAUUUUAAUUAUGCAAAUGAAUUCCUAGCUAUAUGUCAUUAACAUAGUAUUCACCUUUUUCACAAUUCGUACAUCAUUAAACUGUCGUCAUAUAACCAAUUAACUUUGAAACAGUUUUCCUUGAAUUGUGGAAUGGAUUUGUAUUGCUUGGUUGCCUUGGAACUAAGCUUAAGUUCAGUGUUUUAGAUUUUUGUCCCAAGAAAACUUGAAAGAAAAGCUUAUUGGCAAUGUAUUAGUCAAAUAUGAUUUUUCAUAUGUCAGCGUUCAACGUUUCCUGUCCGAUUAUGAAUGUCCGAAAAUUGUUUCAUUGCUUAAUUAGGUUAGUUGUUAAUAUUAUUAAAAAGUUGAUUUUGUGUUUUAUUUUUGAAGUGCCAAGCCUGGUACGAUUUAAGCCCGCCAUGGAAGAGAUAACAAAGCUUUAGAUAUUCAGAUAUUAACAAAGAUAUAUUAAUAUUUAUUGUACUAUGUAUUGUUUGUAACUCCUCCGAUAUACCAACUGUACAACUAUGGUUUAUAAUUGAAAUUAGAACUGUAUAACUAACUUUUAUAAAUUGAAAGUAGAAGAAAUAUAAACUUUACAAUUAGCUUUAUGUUGGACAAAGUGAUGUCUAAGACAGAUGAAUUGGGAUUUUGGGAGAUUAAUUUAUCGGAUGAAACUGUUUUCAGAAAAACAAUCCACGUUUGGUUUUGCAACUGAAUUUAAUAAAAUGACUUGUUUUUAUGUAUAAAAAAAAAAAAGAAAGAAAAGAAUUUAUGAACAUGGAGAUUUUGAAUUGGCUCAUUAGUUAAUGACUUUAUUUUUUCAGAAAAAAUGAUUUUUGAGAACUUUUGAACAAUUUGUUUUUGUAAAAUCUUUUGCAGAGAAUUAUUAUGAAUGUUAUAAGUGUCUGGUUUAUGCUGCAAUGUUAUCGGGGCCUUUUCUUUUUUAUACGAAAUAGAAGAAAAUCAAAAAAUUACCAAACCUGCCAAAUAAUAUUGUUUUCCGUGUGUAUUGCUUCGAUUAUUAUUAUUACUAUAUGGAAUAUUAUUAUAUUAUUACUAUUAUUAUUAGAUGUUCAUUAUUACGAUGUGUGUAGUUAAAUGGCUGUAUGUUCUCAUUGUUAUUAUUCUUCUAUUUUCUAACAUCUAUCAAUCGACCAUGUUUUGCUCCUGCGUACGUCCGUGCCGUUAUUUUUAGCUUCAUUCCAGACAUGUUUUGUAAGUGCGACGAUAGAAAUUGACGGAAGGUGUUGCGCACACCAUGUUGCACUCGCAGCUUUUUGUGUUGUGUGAUUAAAUCGGAUGAACUUACGAGUGCACAUGAAUUGAAUGUUGUCAAUGUGUCAAAUCUUUUAUAUUUAAAAUGAAUGAAACUGUUUUUCAUGUACAUGGUAAACGUAAUCUGAAUGUGGUUAUUUUUAUUUUCUUUGCAUUAAAAAAAAAAGCAGACAAUUACAAAUAAUUAUCUUCUGACUAAAAGCUUGCCUGACAUUGGAAAUAGAAAUUGAUCAUAUUGGUCAAUCCUCGUCAUGUGAGAAGAAGAAUGAUAAUAUGGUGAAAGAGUGUAGGCAUCCAUGUUGAAUAAAUUAUGCAAUUUUUUUUUACAUUUGUCUGCUCAUAGAAAUUUUAAUAGAUGUUUUGAGGUGAAAUUUCGAUAGAUACUGGUUGUUAAAACUUCCUGAAUAUUUUUAUUAUUAUUAUAUUUUGACACAUAAAUCAGAUCUGAUAUGUAAUAGAUUAAUUGUUGUAAAAGAAUGCAUAAAGGGGAGUAACUCUAGUAGUCAACAGCCAGUGGUAGCUUAUUAUAUUUUGUGCGUGUUCUCUCAUACCAUGUUAUAUUGUGUUAAAUUCUGAAAAAUGUUAAGUUUUAAAGUGUACCUUAGUUUUGCCUAUUCUAGUUAUGUUGUUUAUAUAGAUUAGUUGAUUUUAUUAUGUAUAUAUGUUAUUAUCCAGUCAUUCGUUUUCUUUGGGUCUUUUUUUUCAAAUAAAAUACAAAAUACUUCUAUUCCUUAUCUUAUAUUUCAUUAUUAUUAAUAUGAUCUUAAUGGGUGAAAAUGUCUAUAUUAUAAUUAUUAUUAUUAAUAUUAUUAUUAUUAUUAUAAUCCUGAGUUUAAUUUAUCUGAUGCAGUAUUGUGAUGUUAUUAUUACUGUCAUGUAGUCAUAUGACAUGGGACAACCAAUCAGAUUAAUCAAACAGAAACAGGUGCCCUUUUGUCAUAGAGGGUUAUCAGUAACGGGUCUAUUGGGAUUGAAUGAUGAUGAUGAUGAUGUAAUUUAGGAUCUUGAACAGAUCAGAAUACUGGAGGUUUGAUCAAAACUUUAAAAAGUCCAGCCAUAAGAAGGAAAUAAUUUGAAUUGAAAAAUACUCUUAAUGUCCCAUGAUCAUUAUGAUCUCAUGUCCCUGCAUGCUUCAACUCCACUUUCAAAAUCUUUUUGAAAAUUAUGAAUUUUGGUGUCAUGACUUCAGAAAUGAUGGAAUAAUUGAUUUCAGAAAUGUGAUUUUUCUAGCAAUGUAAACCACUCUGUUGAAUUAAAACUUGGAUCAUGAAUUAUACCGUGAAUAUUUGCUACUAAAUUCCUUCUUAGAAAUACACAUGCUCAAAUAAUAAGUCUGAAGAUUGAAUCUUAUAGUGCAAUAAAUUGAUCAGGGUAUAAAAAACAAAAUUUUAUAAUGUAAUCAAAAUAGUCUCAUUCAGAAAGUGGAGUUGGAUCCAGUGCCCAUUAAAUCCAUUCAGUGUUUUAAGUUUAACUGUCACAUGACUUUUAGGUUUCUAGUGGAGUGGCGAUAAUGUAUUUUAAAAUUGAAAUGAAAAAAAUAAGAUAACGUGGGGAAUAAAAACAAGGGUGAAUAAUUAAUAAAAUGUUAUGUGAACUUUAUAAUUAGAUCUGAAAUUAUCUUAAUCUUAUUCCUUGUUUACGUUGUAAUUUGAUUUUUUGGGGGUUCAAUUUUUUUUUUUCAAAACCUUCAUUUUUGUUUUUUGUUGUUUUUAAAACCAUUCAUCAUCACACCUUGCAAUUCAGUUUAAGAAAAAAAACACCAAGGCACUUGUCGAAAAAAAAAAGGCUGGAUAUUCAGUGAAAAAAGAAAAAAAAUGUUGAAUUGUAAAAUAUGUUUAUUUUAGUAGACUAUUUGAAAUGUUCAAUCCCAGCUUGAAAUUAAUUUAUGUCUUGAAAAACUUGACUAUAACUAGAAUCAUUACCUCAUGUCAUGAUAAAAUACUAAACCACCAGCAGUCAGGUUAAUCCUGUCUACCCGUGUGCCUUGAUACUAUAAAUAACCAUAAAUAAUAUAUUAUAGAAAUAAAUGGUAUUACUAUAUUGGCUGUAAGUAAAAUGAAUUGUUGCUAGGUAAUUAUUUUAUUUAUUUUCAUCAUGGAAUCUCUAUUUAUCAUCCUAACAUUUUUAUCUUGCCAUUCUUUUUCUCUUAUGAUGAAAUUAUCUCCUCUAGAAAUGAAGUUCUUUCAUUUUGGCCAGUCAAACAAUUGAAACUCCCAUGUUCCAUAAGGAAAUAUCAGUGGCUUGACUGAUUGAUUCUCUUAAUAAAUAUUCAAAAAAGGGGUACAGCGUGGCUACGCAAACGAACGAAAUAUUGAAUUCAGAUUGUAUCAAAAAACAUUAAAAGCCUUAAAUAUUAAAAAAAAAACCUAAAAAUUGAUCAGGUUUUUUUAAAAACAGUAUCAGGGAUUUUAUACGAGCCAGUAAAUAAAAUUUAAAAAUGUGAUCAAAAAGACCUGACUACCAGAGACUUCAUUUCUAUCAUCCAGGCCAUUCCACUAGUAGAUGUUUUGUUAAUUUAUUUAUUAAACAUACUCUGCAUAAUAAUCUAUUAUUAUUAUUAUUAUUAUUAUAUCAUACUCUCACGGCUUAUGUUAAAACAAGGGUUUUAUCAGAACCCUAUUAUCAGUUUUAGUUCAGUUAUUAUAAUAGGUGUGUUUGUUUGACGGGAUCGAAAUCUACAUAAGUUGUAAUGGGUAUAAGACUGCAUUAAUUUGUCCUAUAAGUACAGAUCGUUCCAAGCUACUCAAUGGGAUAUUGUGUUGACUGAUAUAUCAAAUCUGGAGUAUCCAUAACCUAAAACAGAUUUAAGCCAAUUUCCGUUGCUACCCAUCUUAGUAUCUAAUAUCAACCAUUGCUUCGAAAUUUAAGAUCGUAGAUCCAUGGAUUUGACAAAUGCCGAUUUGAUUUUCCUUCAAUCAAGCACACCCAUGAUUAACUAAGUCAUUAUUAUUAUUAUUAUUAAUGAAAUAGCUACCCCCUCGUAUUUCCAUACUGUUAUUUUGGACCAGUCUGUUUUAGUUUCAAUUGUAUCGAAACAUUCCAAAUUAGGCAUCAAAUUGUUAGGUUACCAGAUUAUCUAAAUUAGUUGCCAUGGAGAAAUAUAAAUUUUUAAAAAUUUAUACAUGUUAGUACGCAAUUUCUAGUGUUUUACCAGAAAUAUCACUCCCCUUUUAUUGUUGAAAUUUAAAUUAAUUAUUAUUCCCUUAAAUGAUGAAAUAAAUUACGAAUUGAUUGUACGCGUUGGAAAACUAGCGAUGAUAAAAAAAAAAACAGGACAAACACAACUAAGAAUUGUGGGAUUGUUGUCUCUCAGUGUGUUGGUUGUCGUGGUGAUGUAUGAACGCUUUGCCAACAUUAUCGCACAUUUUAAAGUUUGUUCAAUUUAAUUAAUUUAGUUUAUUUAGUGUUAUUGAUCAAUUCUUUUUGACUGCUGUCUUUUAAUGUCGGCUGCCUGGCAGGCCAUUUAUUUGGUUACUACUAUUACUACUACUAUUAUUAUUAUUAUUAUUAGAAUUAUUAUUAUUAUUAUACGUUUCAAUGUGUAGGAUAGAUUGAUAUUAAUUAUAAUAUUUGUUGCAAAUUUUUUGAUAUGGUUUGUUUUCCAGUUAAUGCUGAAAUAUAUUUACCAAAAUUAUAAUUUAUUUCGUAUGUAUAUCAAAAGUGCUUUAAGUAUGUGCAUUUAGACUUCAGAAUACACAAGACAACAUAUAAAUGAGCUUUAAAUUUGUUAUACAACUAUAUACAAAUGUUUGUCGAAUUCUGAGAGUGAAUUUUGUUUUUUUUAUACUGAAUUCAGAUUUAGGGAACUAAAUUAUAAUUUUGGUCUAUCAUGUUGAUUAACCCUUUAAAUUGCGAGUAUUGUUUUCCUACCCUCCCACUUUCUUUAUUUUAUCAUUGGGAAAAUAAUUAACAGCUUAGCUGUCGAUAAGUCUUAUAAAAGCUAAAAUCUCUUCAACUUGAUUAAAAAUAUAAAUUGGUACUCAGUUGACCAAGGGGUUUGAAGUCUGCAUUAAACAAAGUUAAUGUCUUGUCAUUUUCCUCGCCAAUUUUAAAGGGUUAAUCAACACAUUUUGUUUGCUUAUGUUUGAUUGGUCAAUUUGAAAUGACUUGAUCUCUGUGAGCCAAUCAUUGGACAGGAGUAGGUCUUCAUAUUUAUAUAGCAUCAUCGGUAUUUUGUGUCCAAUGAAGAAUUAAGGAUAAUUUUUACCCUAAUACACCAGGAUUUUUGUUAUUAUGAGUGUAACUGAAUGGUAUUCAAUAAAGUAUUUUGUUUGCUUA
Molecule: messenger RNA, 13141 nt
Organism: Patella vulgata (common limpet)
Lineage: Eukaryota; Metazoa; Mollusca; Gastropoda; Patellidae
Product: brain tumor protein
Exons: 2
Coding region: 171-2396 (741 amino acids)
Biological process (GO): negative regulation of translation
Molecular function (GO): translation repressor activity; protein binding; zinc ion binding
Source: RefSeq, a predicted model, not a curated record